Molecule: messenger RNA, 3158 nt
Organism: Polyodon spathula (Mississippi paddlefish)
Lineage: Eukaryota; Metazoa; Chordata; Actinopteri; Acipenseriformes; Polyodontidae
Product: ran-binding protein 10-like
Exons: 16
Coding region: 135-1973 (612 amino acids)
Biological process (GO): cytoskeleton organization; cell surface receptor signaling pathway
Cellular component (GO): cytoplasm
Molecular function (GO): protein binding
Source: RefSeq, a predicted model, not a curated record
UCCAAGUGUCGAAGCAUUGGUUAUCCGGGGAUAUCGCACUGCUGGGUCUCUGUAUUUCUGCGGAUUGACACAAUACAGUCACAUAAUAAAUAAAAAAAAAGAAAAAAAAAACCCUAAAACAUUAAGGCCAAAAGAUGGCAGAGCUGGGAGCGGGGAGCCUGCAUGGGGGGGAUCUCGCUUUCAAUUACCAGGAGCAAGAGCAUAACGAGCGAUUGAAGCGGCUGUACCCGGCCGUGAAUGAGGAAGAGACCCCUUUACCCCGGUCCUGGAGCCCCAAGGAUAAGUACAGCUACAUCGGGCUGUCACAGAACAACCUGCGGGUGCAUUACAAAGGUCACGGGAAGAAUCACAAGGAUGCCGCGUCAGUCCGGGCGACUCACCCCAUCCCGGCCGCCUGUGGAAUCUACUACUUCGAGGUGAAGAUUGUCAGCAAGGGCAGAGACGGGUACAUGGGAAUAGGGCUGUCAGCGCAAGGAGUCAACAUGAACAGACUGCCAGGCUGGGAUAAACAUUCCUAUGGUUACCAUGGUGACGACGGGCACUCCUUCUGCUCUUCAGGCACUGGCCAGCCAUACGGGCCUACCUUCACUACGGGCGACGUGAUUGGCUGCUGCGUCAACCUCAUUAACAAUACCUGUUUCUACACCAAGAACGGGCACAGUCUAGGUAUAGCAUUCACAGACCUUCCUCCGAACCUGUACCCCACUGUGGGGCUCCAGACGCCAGGUGAAAUCGUGGAUGCAAACUUUGGCCAGCAUCCCUUCGUGUUUGACAUCGAGGACUACAUGAGCGAGUGGAGGGCCAAGAUCCAGGGCAUAAUCGAGCGCUUCCCCAUCGCAGAGCGGCUCGGGGAGUGGCAGUCCGUGCUGCAGAAUAUGGUAUCUUCCUACCUGGUGCACCAUGGGUACUGCGCAACAGCCACUUCCUUCGCCAGAGCCACUGAGACCACGAUUCAGGAGGAACAGACUUCAAUAAAAAACAGACAAAGAAUACAGAAGUUAGUGUUAGCAGGCCGAGUUGGAGAAGCCAUUGAAGCAACGCAGCAGCUAUAUCCAGGACUCCUGGAACACAACCCCAAUCUACUGUUCAUGUUAAAAUGUCGGCAGUUUGUGGAGAUGGUGAAUGGCACGGACAGCGAGGUUCGCUGCUUCACCACUCGUUCCCCCAAAUCCCAGGACAGCUACCCCGGGUCCCCCAGCAUGAGCCCCCGGCACGGAGCCAGCAACCCCCACCUGCACGGGACAGGAGCGGACAGCCCCACCUGCAGCAAUGGAGUGUCGUCAGGGAAAAACAAACAGUCCCAAAAUAAAUACCCCGGCCUGAGUUCCUCCUCCUCUUCCUCCUCCUCCUCCUCCUCCCCUUCCUCCGCCAACUACUCAGAGUCCAACUCCACAGACUCCACCAAGUCCCAGCAGCACAGCAGCACCAGCAACCAGGAGACCAGUGACAGUGAGAUGGAGAUUGAGGCAGAGCACUACAGCAAUGGAGUCCUGGAGAAUUCCUCCACCAGGAUAAUGAACGGCACCUACAAGCACGAGGAGAUUCUGCAGGCCGACGACUCCAGCCUAGGCAAUGGACUUGCAGAGGAGGGCUGCACCCCUAGGCUGCUGUGCGGAGGGAACCAAGCCGCCACAGAGAGGAUGAUCCAGUUUGGCCGAGAGCUACAGGGCCUGAACGAGCGGCUGUGCAGAGAGUAUGGCAAGAACGCAGCGCACAAACAGAUGCUGCAGGAUGCGUUUAGCUUGUUAGCCUACUCCGAUCCCUGGAACUGCCCAGUGGGACAGCAGCUUGACCCAAUGCAGAGGGAAUCUGUCUGUGCCACACUCAAUAGUGCUAUUCUAGAGUCUCAGAACCUGCCGAAGCAGCCCCCCCUGAUGCUCGCCCUGGGCCAGGCCACAGAGUGCCUGCAGCUGAUGGCCCGUGUCCGCUCUGGGUCCUGCUCCUUCGCCAGAGUCGACAGCUUUUUGCACUAGCCAAGGCAGAGGCAAUGUACAGGACAGCUAACAAGAGGACUUAACUGUCUGGAAUGUGAUGAAUGAACUGGACCCCCCCCCCCCCCCCCCCGCUUUACUCUUACUGAUUCCCUGCAUUGGUCGUAAUGGCUUUGGCGUGGAGCGGUAGAGCAAUGCCGCCCCCAGGAUCAGGCCAGGCAGUGGGGCUAAGGGGAGCCUGAAGCUGCUUCAGACACACUUCUCCCGCAUAAUUUGUUGAUAAUCAUUUUUGAUGGCAGAUAUCUGUGUGAAAAAAAAAAAAAGGAUCUGUGCUAAAUGACUCUUGCUGUAUUCUUCUUCAGCGUUUCUCAGAUACUUUUGUAUCCAUCUCGUUUGUACCUCCCCAAAAAAUACUUGAUGUAAAAAUGUCUAACAUUUCUUUUAAUUUAGGGUAGUUCAGAACCUAAAAGGUAACACUGCCUGUUUAUUAUGUGGUUAUAUACAGAGUUCACUAACAGUGACACACUUUUAAUCAUUUGUGUUCUUGGUAUUUAAAAGGUUGCCAUGUCUGAGAAGUGCAUUUUAUUGUCCUCGUUAACCGAGUAAUGACCUGUGAUUCUGAUUGUUCGGGGGGAAAAGUAUUAUUUCAGUUUAUUAUCUAACCCUAACCUUAUUCUUUUUAUUCUGAGUUCUCACUGGGAGACAGUGAAACUCGUCUAAUUAGUUCCUCUUUUAUCCUGUUUGCGUGGUCUGUAUAGGCUCCAGAUGCCUAUAGAAUGGGAUUGUGUUGCUCUGAAUGCUGUCCAGGGGAUUGGAAGUGGGGGCAGCAGCUGCAGCAGUGCGCAUGGCUGUAUACAGAGCCAGUGCCCCCCCUUUUUUAUUGAGUACAGGUGCAUCCUGUUGGGUUCUGAGUGUACCCCAUAGACUAACACCAAGAACCGUGAUAUCUUAAUCCUGAUCUCUGUCAGUCCGAACUCAAAUUCUGCAAUUCGUCGUUCGUCUUUGAUCUGAAUUUGUCUGGAUAAAGUUAAAAUAACACGCACCCCAGAGGAAUUCUCCAAAGGGCUGAAGGAUUGGAUUUUAUUGGAUUGGAACGAUGAAUCAUUAAAGCAAGCUGUGCACAGUGUUUUAUUUUUUAUUGAUUUAUUUUUUUUUUUUCAGUUUGCUCUUUAGUAUUUGUGAAAUAAGUUACCCUCUACUAGCAUGAACCUUUGAAAAUCUUAAUAA